Messenger RNA from Bacidia gigantensis, 978 nucleotides. RefSeq lists its product as uncharacterized. The transcript is spliced from 3 exons. NCBI's taxonomy places the organism in Eukaryota, Fungi, Ascomycota, Lecanoromycetes, Lecanorales, Ramalinaceae. Bases 1 to 978 code for a protein of 325 amino acids. The record is from RefSeq and is a predicted model, not a curated record.
AUGGCGAAAAUGCUCGACGGCCCAGUGCCAGAAGGAGCCCGCAGCGUCUCCUGGCCCUGGUACCACCACGAACUCGAAGACGAGCUCACACCCGAUGCGAGAGAAGUCCUCGAGAAAUACAGCAAGAUCCCCAGCGAAUCAAUUGAGUCACAUAUCUACCGAAUACGCGACAAAGCAUGGGGCAUCUUCCCCUGGCCCUGCAUCGGCGAAUUCUGGUUCCUCUCCUUCGGCCUCUCCCAGCACCCGCUCUACCUCACCGUAAUCCUGCCCCGCCUGCGCGCCGGCGCCUCCCUAUUAGACGUCGGAUCCUGCCUGGGCCAAGACCUACGAAAAUGCGUAUACGACGGCGCACCGGCGGCCUCGCUCUUCGCCACGGACCUCUUCCCGGAAUACGAAGACCUUUCCUACGACCUCUGGCAAGACAGGGCGAGCAUGCCCAAAGACCACUACAUCGCCGACGACAUCCUAGCCAGCAACGACGUCUUUUCGCGGGGGAAUCUGAUGAGGGGCUUGGGACCGGGCCAGGUCGAUAUCGUCAGCAUGACCAUGUUCCUGCAUUUAUUCGACUAUAAGAACCAACUACGCGCCGCGACGCGCAUCCUGCGCCUGCUCUCGCAUAAGCCGGGCUCCCUGAUCCUCGGCUCGCAGGCGGGCAUUGUGGAAGCUAGAGAGCAGGAACUUAAGCCGCCGUUUAGUAAGACGGAGACGGGCGAGAAGCGCACCAUUUUCAGACACAGUCCGGCGAGUUUUACGAAGUUGUGGGAGGAGGCGGGCGUGGCGGCGGGUGUGCCGCUGAAGGUUAGUGCGAUUUUUCAGGUGCCGGAGAGGAAGAAGGGCGGGAGAGAGAAGAUGGUCUUGAAGAAGGGGGAGGGGGUUGGUGACGAUGUGUGGGCUUGUGCCUACGACCUGUUCGGCACUGAAGGUUUUGACGACGAUAUGGGGAACGCAAUCGUUCGAUGCGGUGGGUACGAGAAUUAG